Molecule: messenger RNA, 636 nt
Organism: Erythranthe guttata (spotted monkey flower)
Lineage: Eukaryota; Viridiplantae; Streptophyta; Magnoliopsida; Lamiales; Phrymaceae
Source: RefSeq, a predicted model, not a curated record
AUGUUAACAAAACUGAGAGACGAUAUUGAUGUUCCCUUAGCCAUCAUCCUCAGCCGCAGCCACUUCAACGGCCCGCGCUGCUACAUCAAAGAAUUCUACGUCCCCGCCCUCGAUCUCUCCUUAAACCCGAAUAUUUCAGAUAAUUAUAAUAAUAAUAACAAAAACACAAUAAUAAUUAACCCUUGUCUCUUCUUUGACCUCGCCUUCCACAACAUCCUCGAGAGCGAUUUACUCUACGGAGAUGUUAACCUCACCUUUUCGUACGGUCAAAGCGCCGUCGCAAACUACAUCGUUCCCAGCUUCUACCAAACGGCGGGGAAGACGUAUUACCGGCGGGAGGUGGUGGAGAGCCGAGGGGUGCCGUGGGAGACCGCCCUACAGGCGGUCUUGAAUAGGUCGACAGUGGUUUUUAGGGUGGACUUGGUGGCGUGGCCGAGCUAUUAUAACGGUGAGUUUCGUGGGGAUUCGGAAAAGAAAAAUUUGACCAUAGGAGCUUACGUGCAGAUUGAUGGAUCUGGUAUGAAGGUGGAGAAAGAGGAUAUUCGGCUCGACUCUGCGGCUUCUCAACGGGGGCUUGGGAUUAUGUUUCUGUUUCCGAGUCUUUUGGUUUCGUCGUUGCACUGUUUGUUCGUUUGA